AUGUCCGAGCACGAGGACACAGAGCUGAAUCUUUUAUACGAAACACCAACUCAAGGCCGCUCUCAACAAGUUUCAAGGGCUCCUGAGGUUCAGUCUACUCUUGGGAAUACUAGUAAUGUGAAUGACUUGGCCGAUGCAGUAAGUUUAUUCAAAAGCGUCAUUGACUCUCAAUUUGGUUCUAUAUCUGAAAAACUUCUGACCGAGCAGAAAGUUAACGCUAAAAGUCUGUCAAAAAAGAUUAAAGAAAGUAAAAGUACACGUAUUCAGGGUGAAGGCAAUAGAAUUCAGUACACUUUUAACGAAGAAAUAAUUGAAGACCUAGAAAAUCUGUCUAUCAUCCUUAAAGACAGUUCGGCUGUAUCCGUCAUUAAAGAGAUUAAAGAAAAAUUGCAGAAACGUAAUAAACUCAUAAGAAUUGCAGAUAAUAGUCCAGCUGGUUGGAAGACCGUAAGAGAAUAUGAACAAAACGAUUAUGCAGACGACUCUGAUGACGAUAAAAAGAUACGAAGUGCGGAGUCACGGGCCAUGCGGCAGAAGUUCCGAGGCAGGGGACGUCCUACACCGUACAGCCGUCUGGUGUCAGCAGCGGCGGAGUCCCCGGCGCAGCUUUCCUCUGGUAGUUUUGGUGGUUAUCCUCUACUCAGUCAGCCCUUUCGUGCCUUUGGGGGUUCAAGGAGAACCCCACAGCCUUCAGACUUGUGUCACAGAUGUUUUAAGACCGGACACUGGAAAAGUCGCUGCCCCCUCAAUUACACGCAAUCCACCACAGGGUCUGCAGGAGCAAGCACAUCAGGCGGUCAAUGAUGAUAAGUAUUGUUAUAGUCCAAGCUGGUCUGGUAUUCUCGAUAUUUCAAAAAGUAUCAAGGAAAUUUUGAUUUCUUAUGAUAGAAAAUGUAAUCAAAUAAAAGGUAGAGUCAAGAAAAGUUUGUUUCAUAAUCUUCAGUUUUGGAAAGAAAUAGAUGCUUAUGAUUCGGUUUUUUUCUAUAAUUCAAAAUGGAUAUUCUCUUGAUUUUGAAAUUCACCCCCCUUCAAAGCAUUUCGAGAAUAAUAAAUCAGCUAUGUUGAAUGAAGAUUUUGUUU
This is a messenger RNA of Saccostrea echinata, 1080 nucleotides long. RefSeq lists its product as uncharacterized. Lineage: Eukaryota; Metazoa; Mollusca; Bivalvia; Ostreida; Ostreidae. The transcript has a single exon. The record is from RefSeq and is a predicted model, not a curated record. The coding region runs from base 1 to 804 and encodes 267 amino acids. Gene Ontology annotation, molecular function: zinc ion binding; nucleic acid binding.